UCCAUGUCUACUUUACCUUCCACUUGAGUCUAUUCUCUGGUUCGAAACUGGCACACAUCUGCCUUCACCAUCUUCGUUCUCUACAAAUCUCAUCAUCAAUGGCUGCCACUAGAGUCAUGGUGUCAGUUUCCUCCUCAUCUUCUCUACUCUUCAAAGCCGCGGCCACUCCAUUGUUGAAGACGAAUAGGUUAAGACCUUGCUUCAAUACCCACAACAGAUUAGUUUCUAGUAACAGGUUUUUCACAUGUAGAGCUCUCUACAAACCCGAUUUCCAGAUCAAGGAGGAAGGACAGCCUGAAACCCUAGAUUACAGAGUCUUCUUCGUGGACAAUUCUGGUAAAAAGGUUUCACCUUGGCAUGAUGUACCAUUGCAUGUUGGUGAUGGAACAUUCAAUUUUAUUGUUGAAAUACCCAAAGAAUCAAGUGCAAAGAUGGAGGUUGCUACCGAUGAGAUAUACACCCCUAUUAAGCAAGAUACAAAGAAAGGAAAUCUUAGAUACUACCCGUACAACAUUAAUUGGAACUAUGGGUUGCUUCCGCAAACAUGGGAAGAUCCAUCACUUGCAAAUCCUGAUGUCGAUGGGGCAUUUGGAGAUAACGACCCAGUUGAUGUGGUUGAAAUUGGUGAAAGCCAUGGGAAAGUGGGCCAACUUAUGAAGGUCAAACCCUUAGGUUGUCUAGCUAUGAUCGACGAAGGGGAGCUCGACUGGAAAAUUGUUGCAAUUUCAUUGGAUGAUCCAAGGGCUUCGCUUGUGAACGACGUUGAUGAUGUGGAAAAACAUUUUCCGGGGACUCUCAUGGCAAUCAGAGACUGGUUUAGGGACUACAAGAUCCCCGAUGGAAAACCAGCCAACAAGUUUGGCCUUGGCAACAAAGCAGCCAAUAAGGAUUAUGCUCUGAAGGUGAUCGCAGAGACCAAUGAAUCAUGGAGUAAGCUUAUAAAGAGAUCAAUCCCGGCUGGGGAGCUUUCCCUUGUGUAAAUGCAAUCUCUCCAAAUCAUUCCAACCAUCAAGGUUGGUUGAGUUUACCAGCUUCCACUCUCAACAAACUUCUGUAAACUUCUUGUCUGAUCCAGACUCCAUGGAUGUCUUUGGUUGAUGAAGAAGUGGCAUGAGUUUGAAAACCCAGUUUAUUGCAGUGCUCUUCAGCUGAAAAAAUGGUGGUGGUGAAGAAGA
Molecule: messenger RNA, 1175 nt
Organism: Cynara cardunculus var. scolymus (artichoke)
Lineage: Eukaryota; Viridiplantae; Streptophyta; Magnoliopsida; Asterales; Asteraceae
Product: soluble inorganic pyrophosphatase 6, chloroplastic-like
Exons: 7
Coding region: 99-980 (293 amino acids)
Biological process (GO): phosphate-containing compound metabolic process
Cellular component (GO): cytoplasm
Molecular function (GO): inorganic diphosphate phosphatase activity; magnesium ion binding
Source: RefSeq, a predicted model, not a curated record